CUCCGCCGCCGCAAGACCCUCCGCAUGUUCCUGGCCCGCCGCCGAUUCCACCCUCCGCCCAAGGAGCCGCCGCCGAUCCCCCACUCGGAGUCCCGCGUCCGCCACAAGCUCAAGGACCUCUUCGUCUCAUCUCCGCCGCCGCGAGAGGGCCCACACGAAGUCCUCCCUAACUCCUCCGUCGCCGUCCGCUUCCGGCGCCCCGCCGCUUCCCUCCGGCCGGUAUCGUCGGUGUUCCGGUACCGGUUACUGAGAAGAGCGUGGCGACCGGUCCUCGUAACCAUCCCCGAGUAGUAGUAACACUACUUUCCUUCUCUACUGUUUUAACUCUACGGAUAACUGCAAUUCCCAUUUUUAUUUUCAUUUUUUAUUUAUUUUUUUCAUUCUUCCACUAAUAAUAUUAAUAUUAACGAAAUUAAAGUUUAAUUUUCAUGGAACUCAAUACAGUAUCAUAUAUUCUUCGGAAUCUUCUUCGAUUAGAAUUUAAAUUAUGUUUUGAUUAUAUACAUUUAUAUUUAAUAAGGCUUUACUUAUAUGUAUUUUAUACAGUGUCAUAUUUUAUAUAAUUUAGUAUAAUAUGGAAA
Messenger RNA from Cajanus cajan (pigeon pea), 581 nucleotides. The record is from RefSeq and is a predicted model, not a curated record. NCBI's taxonomy places the organism in Eukaryota, Viridiplantae, Streptophyta, Magnoliopsida, Fabales, Fabaceae.